This is a messenger RNA of Oryzias latipes (Japanese medaka), 3138 nucleotides long. NCBI's taxonomy places the organism in Eukaryota, Metazoa, Chordata, Actinopteri, Beloniformes, Adrianichthyidae. The record is from RefSeq and is a predicted model, not a curated record.
GAAAGUCAAACUGUUUGCUGCAGACAGACAGCUUCAUCAGUACAUGGAAAGAAUAGCACAGGAGAGUUGUGCCUAAAGGCAAACAGGGGCUUAAAGGCAGCCAUACCAGAGGAUUCUGUGAGGAAGAAAACCAAUGAUGGAUCUGAAAGUAGACAGCAGGAGAGCUAAACUAUUAAGAAUGGAUGACCAGGACAGAGUGAGCCAAGCAUCUAGUGUGGCCACAAUUUCCUACUUUCCUGUCAUGACGGAAAACGAUGGAAAGGUUCAAACGUUUGGGAAGAGAUGUCAGGCUGCCAAAAGAGACCCUAACUGUCCUGUGGUCAUUAGGGGAUGGCUAAACAAAAAAGAUAGCUCUGGUCUGAAGCUUUGGAAGAGAAGAUGGUUUGUGCUCUCAAACUACUGCCUCUAUUACUAUAAAGAUAGCCGAGAAGAGUCGGUGUUGGGCAGCAUCCCUCUACCAAGCUACAAAAUCCUGUUCUGCACACCAAGGGAAUGCAAAAACAGAAAGUUUACAUUCAAGGUGGUGCAUCAGGGCAUGCGCUCCUACUUCUUCAGUGCUGACACUCAGGAGGACAUGUUGGGUUGGGUUCGAGCCCUCAGUCAAUCUGCUGCAAUGGAGUUGGAUGCCACAAUUAAUAGGCGCUGCUCGAGUUAUCAGGAUUUUACCUUGAUCAGUGCCAGCACAGAAUCUGUAGAUUUUCCCAAAUCUCCCUCAGAUGAACUGAGUCCCUCUCAAAAACACAAGCAUGUCAGCAGAACCCUGAGUGAACCGAGCCACCUCGGUGGAAGAGUGGGGAGGUCACACUCGGAGCAGAGGGGCAGGCGGAACAUCCAUCACAGAAACAGAAGGUUGGUAAAGCGGAUGACAAAUCAUCCACUUCAAAGCAAAAGAAGUUUGCUUUCAAUUUUCAUAUUUUGGUUUUUCCACAGCCCUUCAAACCGAACACCAAGCCCUACAGUUUCAAGCAGAAGAGCUGCAGGUCCAAACAUGGAGGAGGAUUCUCCUCCUGAUGAAAACACAGCAAUGCCAACAGAAAUCAGUGGAGCAAAUUCUUUAACAUCAAGAGGACAGCUGGGGUCACGACCUCAUACGCCCAUGGGACGCGUUGACAUUCGCCCCCGUGAUGACCCAGUUAUUGUGCAGCAGACCCUGUACUAUGCACCUGCCUCACCAAAGCCAGAAUACAAAUCUGCACCAACCACUCCAGUCACUGAAAGGUGGCAAACCAAGCCUGCACCCAUAUACGGGGCUGUCCACCAUGCAGCUAGUGGACGAAGGCCUCUGGGCAAGAGCCUCUCUACUGGUGCAGACUUACUGCCCCCUUUACCCCCCUCAUCACGAGCUGCACAUGCUCUUCACCCACAACAACACCACCAGCGCAGCUUCGUAUCUGCUUGUAUGCUACCGGCAGCUAUGGCCUCAAAUCCGGACCCGAGGGAACUGCUUCCAAUCCGUCCACUUGAAAGCGAUGCAGAUGCUGUGCUGACAAGGCUGUGUGGGUGCGACAAGCUGUUACAGUCUCUUUCCGGAGAACUGGCUCAGCUACAAAUUGAUAAGGACAGUGUCCAGUGUGCGUUGGAAGUUUCUCGACUUCAGGUGGAAGACUGGAAGAACCAGGGGCCACGGGCACUUGAAGAAGUUCUGACCCAGAAAGCUUUGCUACAGGAUGAGCUGGUCACGAUCCGGGCGAGAAUGUGUGAUGUGUCACUGGAAAUGGAGAGGGUGUGGAGUCAGUAUGAGAGAAUGGAAAGUGAACUGUCUGUUAUCCGUUCACACCUGCAGCACAUCUGUAAUUUUGGAAUGCCACAGGAGCAAUCUCAGGCUCAGAGGGAACUGUGGAUGAUGGAGGACAUCCUUGAUGGAUUAAGAGUCAACAGAGAUCACAUUUGUUUCCUGCUGAGAGUACAGAGACAUCACACAUUCCAAUCUUUGGCUCCACAUCCUGGAUCUCCUGGAUCUCCCAUGGAAAGGCCACAUAGCUCACUGGACAUGGACCACGAGCCACCAGUCCGACCGCCCUUACCUCUGGAGCUGCAGGAGAACCAUCAGGGCUUUGGGUGGACAGAGUCCCCAUAUGAGGGAAUAUAUAGCCUUGCUGCUGAUCCUGUGAACAGAAUAGGAAACAGCCAGCCUGAUCUUCUUAAUGUGAAAGCACAAAGAGACAUAUCUGAUUCCCAAUUUACAUCGAAAAGGAUCCCACCAGACACAAGCAACCAAUCAACCAAGAAGACAAACCUAAAGAUGAGUGAAGAGGAGCAGAUUGAGAGGAUGGAAAGGAAUAAGGAGAGGGUAACAAAUAAACCUCCACUCCCUAAUCAGAGUAUACAAAGUCAAAGUUCACAAGCAAACGGGGAGCCCCCCUUCCCCCUAAGGGUGACAAGAGUUGUUACAGCUGUUUUACCUUCAUCUCUUGUGGCGAGACGAGUUUCUGUGGAGGACCCUCCAGCUGAGCUCCAUACUUCACUGCCUGAGCAGAUCCCACCUGAAAUGCAGAAGAAACUACCCGAGCAGAGCAAAAAACUCCUGGACAAACCAUCACGACAAUUGUUGCUGGAGGGACUGGAUCCCAUCAGACCCUCAGAUGAGACGCAACAAGGACACCCUGUUAGAAAGACAAGCAGAAAGCAACCACAAGGAGGAUCCAGGGGAUUCAAGAUGGAGUCACUUUUGGAAAUGAGCAAAGCUGAGGGAAUUGAAGCUUCAAGUACUCAAACCCAAGACCUAAGAGGUUUAGAAGAAAAGGUUUUGAAUGUAAGGGCAGAGGAGCUACCUUCUGCCCCAACGACGCACAACAUGGAUCCCAACUUUAAUCUGAACCCUGAACAGAGAGAUGCUAAACUUCGACGUGUAGAAAGAAUCAGAGAAAGAGUCAUGAGGAGCCAGGGAGAAGGCCACAACAGACGAUCAACACUCAACCAGGAGACAGGAGAAGGGGCUUCUCCAGGUUCUCCCUGACAAAUCCAAACUGCAAACGAAAGCAGAACACAAAGGACUUAGAAGCAGCGAUGAGAAUUCAAGCCUUUGUGAGGAAGUUCAGUUCCUUGAUGCAAAAUCUCAAGAUAAUGAUAAGGAGCACCAAGAGGUUAACAAUUCUGGGAACAGAACACAGCGCAGUGGGAAAAAAGGGGUUGCCAAGA